AUGAGUGAGCAGUGGAAAUCGCGUGAAAAUCUUUUUGAAGAGACUAAACAAGUCCUAGCUUCAGUUCAGGAAGAAAUAGAAGAAGAGAAAAGGCUGAGGAGUUUGGAAGUUGAACGAAAAGAUGAAGAGAUAGCUGAACUUAAAGAAGAAUUAGACAAGGCAAAUGAACUAUUGAAAUCGAAGCAUGCUGUUCACUUAAAUGUGAGUGAGGACGAACUUGCCGUUCUUUCACCAGCUGCUGUUGAAACAGCAAGACUACUUCGUGGGGGUCAAUCACUAACAAGUAUUGUG
Strongylus vulgaris is the source of this 291-nucleotide messenger RNA. The record is from the annotation of a GenBank genome assembly. Lineage: Eukaryota; Metazoa; Nematoda; Chromadorea; Rhabditida; Strongylidae.